AUAAUAAUAAUAAUAAUAAUAAUAAUAAUAAUAAUAAUAAUAAUAACAACAAUAAUCCAAUAGACAUAUUUGACAAGUUGAGAUUAGCGCAGCGAGAAGUCUCACGACGCUUUGAUGCAUGACAAGUUGAUGAAAUAUAGACGGAUUCAUUUAUAAAAUAUAUGAAAACGAGGGCUUGUCUGUCAAAUUCAUAUUUUUGUCCGCUAUAAAAACCAGCAGACCAAAUAAACUGGACCUGUCAUGGCUUGGUUCUGAUACCAGAAACUAAACCAAGAAAGAAAGAAAAACACUUUCUGGGAAAAAGUCCAAAUUUACAUUAAUUCUUUUCUUUUUGCCAUUUUUGGAUUCUGGUGAUUUUUCAAAAAUAAAGAUCACGAGUGUCACUUGUGCACUCUGUAACCGUUUCAUUUGGUCAAUUCAAUUACAGAAACAAACCAAAAAAGAAGACAGAACAUAACCCAAAAGAUUGAAGUGUUUUGCUUGCUGUCUUCUUCUUCUUCUUCGAUUGAAAAAAUCUAGAGUUUGUUUUCUUUUUUUUUGUAAACUAAAAAUCUAGAGUUUGUUAAGAAAAAAAAAAGGAAUGGAUUCUGAGCUUUAUAUCGUUGAUGGGUCUUCAUCUUCUUCCUCAUUUUGCCACCAUUCAAGUAGUACUGAACCAGAUAUGUUUUCUUCCGACACAACAACAACAACAACAGAUCUCUUCUGCAACAAUCCUUAUCUUAAUCCUAUAGAUGAUCAGUCUCUCAAUUUCUUUGACAACUUUACCCCUACGACUCAUCAUCUCCUCUCUUCAUCUCCUCCACUCUCUCAACUCCAAACCCUUAACCUCUCCCACACUAACACUUUCCCCAGUUUCGAAAGCUUCGACGCCGUCAAAACAGAGCGUCCUCUGUUUAACUCUUCAGUCAUGGAAGAUUCAUCGAGUUUCCCGAAUCAGAAUCUCUUAGGCUCGCCUGAAAACUCCAUCCUCUCCGAUCACAUGCGACGUGUCUACAGCACUGGAGAUUUGCAGAAUCUGAGAAUGGAUACUACGGGACAACGAUCAUACUCGAGUCCUUUAGGUGUGGAGAACUCAUGGACGACGCCGUUUCCCGGAGAAGAACAGAGUUUGAAGGUGGGGCGUUACAGUGCGGAAGAACGUAAAGAGAAGAUUUCAAAGUAUAGAGCUAAACGAACACAAAGAAACUUCACCAAAACCAUUAAGUAUGCAUGCCGGAAAACGUUGGCGGACAACAGACCAAGAGUACGUGGCAGGUUUGCACGUAACGACGAAGUUUUAGAGAACCCCAAGAUUGCUUCUUCUUUCUCUAUACAAGAAGACGACGACCUUUGGAAUUUGGAUGGGUUGCAUGAGGAAGAAGAAGCUUUUAUGAGUAGCUUUGUGGAAUGUCAGUCUCAGCCUCAACGACAAAUGCAAUACACAACAACUUCCUUCUGGUGAAAGCAUAUCUGUCUGAAGAAAGAAGAGAUGAAUAUUAUAUUUUCCGACUUAAUUUAAUAUGGAAUGGAAUCGAAUCAAGUCAUAUAAUGGAUAUUUAUUUUUGAUUCUCACUUACAUCAAGAACAAAAACUAAUAUAUGACUCGAUUGUAUAGUACUGCACUAGAAUAAACAAUUCAUGUUCUUUACAAAACAAUAAUAAUAAUUACAAAAUAUGGAUUUAUUUUAGGAGAAUAAAAUAGUGGUUUAAGUUUAACUAGUCACUUAGUGAUAGUGGUGUUGUAGCUUUUUCAUCGUUUUACUUUUAUUAAUAUGGAAACUGUUUCUCAGUUGCCUUUAUGUGAAUAUGUAGAAAGUUCAAAUAUUUGUAUCACCUUUGGAGAAAUAUUUGACCCUUGAAGGAAGAUUCUUCGGUGAAAUGAUGUGGUUAUUGAAUCACUUUGAAUUAGUGGACUAUCAAACAUUUAUGUAAUCUUAAUUGUAUAUCAUGAGAAGAUUAAUAUACUAAUGGCCCGAAUCAUUGACGGUAGUCAAGAUCCUCCCUUGUCAUGUUGGUAUUGUCUAUUGUGUGUAUAUAUACGAUUAAUAGCUUAGAGAAACACAAUUCAAAUAUAGCAUAAUAUGUAAGUCUGUCUGGUGUAUUAGCUUUCGUAUGUCCAGUGAUCAGUUGAUUAAACAAGUCAUCAACGUUAAAUUUAUAGUGCAUAUAUAGUUUCUUUAAAGAUUUUUUUUGAGAAUUGAUUUACUAAUUUUUCUAAGAAUAAGUUGAACGUUUUAAAAGGAGUUUUAUGUUGUUUGAAACUGAAAUAGUUUCAUAGACUAUUAUCAUGUAUUUCAUCAAUACAUUAGAAUCUAAAUGACGGUUGUUGAUUCUAAAAUCAUUUGACAUCAAGAAAAUCCUUUUAUAAAAAAUAGAAAGUUGAACUAAAAUAUCACCAUACUUUUUCUUUUCGAGGGGUUGAUAUUUUUGACGUAGCUAAAAGAAGCAGUUAAAUGGGUCAAAGCAGGAUCAUUUCAAAGUUCAAACUAUUCUUACACCUAUGUUCAAUUCUUUUUUUCCUAUGUGUUAAUUUUCUUGAAUUUUCAUAUUUCAAUAUGUUUCGUUGAGUCUUGUUUUCUUCCACAUAUUCAAAACGGUAUAUUUCAUUAAAAUAUUAAAAUAUUAUAAAUUACAAACUGAAACAAUCAAAACAUAUAAUAUAAUUAUUUGUAUUAAUGAUAUAUAUCGUUUGGCUAUCAUUGAAAUUAAAAUCUAAUAUAAUACGAUGAUGUAUAAAUACAAACAAGUUGCAAAAUUAUCAACUUGCAAAUUCUGGCUCUAUGUAGCACCUGCUUUCGAAAUAAUUGGUUACCUAAAAAGGAAAGUUGAUGCUCAAUAAGGAAUAUGUUCUUGCAAUCGAACAUCGAUAUAUUUUCCUUUUGAAACAGUUUUAUGUUUUCUAAUGAAAUGUAGAGUAAACCAGCAUCAUUCUAUGAAAACGACGCAUUAGUUAAUCAAUGUAACUUAUACUACAACUAAUCGGUCAAAUUCGGAUGCACUGUAGUUAAAUCCACAUAUUUACGUUUCAGAAUUUAUGUACUUGAAGUUUAAUUUUUCUUUCCUUACGUACUUAUAUAUUUAAGAUUAAUUUGUGUGCUGGUUCGUCAUUUAGGUGUUUCGUUAACGAAUAUAUAUAAAUAUUAAGUUAUUUCUAUAUCUAUCUUUUCACAAACCAUACAUCAUAUUUUUUUUUGAACUUUACAAACCAUACAUCAUUAUCAGUUUUCUUUUAUUCUUGUUUAUUUGUGUCCGGAAUAAGCCGGAUAAGUUACCAACCGGAUCCCCAUAACCAACUUGGAUAUAUACUUAUGUUCUCCAUUUGAUUUUCAAACAAACUUCUAAAAUUAUAUAUACUGUAAUACCUUUUUUAAAGUAGAUGUAUACAUCUAAAGUUUAAUUUUCUUCUUAUGAGGAAAACACUUGCUAGAGAAUAAUGUGAUGGUAUCAUCGAUUAGCAGAUCGUAUUGUUAAUUCUUCGGACUUGCCUUCUAUCUCUCUCUUUUUUUUUGUUAAUUCUUCGUAUAAUUUUUCCUAUGAAAAUAUAAAAGUUGUAAAAUUGUAUUUAGUAUUAUCCCCCACUCGGACUCUCGUAAAUGGAACUCGAUGAUAAGUGUAACAAUGGUAACUGAAAAAAAAGCUUAAAAAAAACACGAAAUGGUCAACUUAAAAAUUAGCCCUCUUUCGAAGCUUUCUUUGGUGUUUGGCUAAAGGUUCAAUAAUGCUUAUAGACCAGUAGGUUUAGAUUUCAAAUCUUAGAAAAUAUGAAAUUAUGCAAAUUAACGAAAAAAAAACUUACAAGAGAUUUACAUCAUGUCGCAAAGAAUAUCAUCAAAUGUGAAUCCGAUAGAGUGACUCAUAUGAUUCAGUCAGAUGUGAAUCGUUAUAAAGUAAAAUUAUCGACCGCAAAAUAGUCUAUAAUAUUUUUCAUAGUUUUUAAUAGAAUAGUUAUCCAACAUUAAAAAAAUUAGCCGCCUAAAUAAAAUUAAAAAUACAUUGCACGGAGACGCUGAACGGGUUCAUUGCUAAUUAUGUGAUGUGCUGACCCUUUUAACAAAAUCACGUGGUGACAAAGUAAAUACUUUAGAUGAACAAACAAAUGUUGCCAAGGCGGCUAGGCCUAAAGCAAAUGGACAAGCUAAGAUUUGAUUUACAUACAAUAUUAAAAUUCAUUCAAAACAUUUUUCUUAUACGAUUUGUGGUAUGCAUUGUUCUGGACUUUUGAUUGUAAUACUCUUCCAAGAAUUGGAUAGGUUAAUUCUAAGUGAACAAACAUAGGUGAGACGAGGAUAUUGUCUUUCGGUACUGAGAGAUGCAUGCAAGGAGCAGACGUAAUCACAUAUAACCGAUUAAUUUUUUUCUCUGUUAAAUAAUCAGUUUAAAUUUUGAUUUUUAAAAGCACUUAAGCUCAAAUUCUAUGAAAUAGUCCAACUAACUCAAAAUUCAUCCGAUCAAAAAAUCCCAUCGCUUCAUCACUGUGUGUCACAAGAAUGGAAAUAUUAUACAUAGUCAUGUAGCCACGAAAGUAAAAAAUUACACAUUUGUAUUUUGAAUUCCUGAAAGUUUUUUUUUUACUUUGCAGAAGUUUUUUUUUUUUUUUUUUUCGUUAACCGCGGGUUUCCGGCGACCGUGAUCAACCGACUAUUUCCGCGAAGCCCACGGCACUCCACGUACUCUUGCGAUUUAACGCUAGCCCGGGUGGCCAGCGGGACUCGAACUGGGGAUACCGUAUCGGGAGAUUUCCCCUCAAGUACCACUAGCCCAAGGCUGCUGGUUUCCCCUCAAGUACCACUUUGCAGAAGUUGAUCACAGCCUUUGAGUGGCAUUUGUACCCCACACGCCUGUCUUUUCUUCUCUCUACACAAAGUUCCGUUUUUCUUUCGGGCAGAGGUUCAACGAUCCCCGGUGAUCUCGUUUAUGAUUCAUGGUGCAUUUUCAGUAUACUUUAAAAGAUAAAUCUUGAUUGUAUCAUUUAUUAUCUAAUUCUUACAAAUAUAAAGAUUGGUGUUCAAAAACAAAAUAUAAAAAAAUAUAAAGAUCAAGGUUUUUGGUUUUUGGUUAUUUAUUUAACUAAAUGAUGUAUUUGUAAUAUUUGAUGUAUUAUAUUCACCAAAUAAAUAUUUUUUUGGCAUCUUAAACCAUCUAUUUAUGACGAAUAUUCGAUAUCAUAUAAAAAAUAGAACAAACAGACGUAAUUAGAGAAUUGCAGACGAUAAAUAAAAACAAUGGUUAUUAAUGUAAACUAUGAAGAAGUAUUAUAUUAUGACUUAGUAUGACAUAAAAGAUUAUAAAUUAGUUAUAUAUGUUUAAAGAAAAUACAAUGAUUUUUAAACUUUUAUGAAAAAUUUAACAUAUAAAAAAGGACGAUGAAUUAGUCAUCAAAUUGUAAAUAAUUUAAUAAUUUUAUUAAUAAUAAAGUAUUUAUAGUCUUUGUUUUUCGUCAAGAUAAUUAUUAAAUGUCCAUAACAUUAAUAUGUUAAAAUGUCAUAUUAUGAAAGCCCAUGUUAUAACCGUUUUUUUCCGGAAAGUGUAACAAAAAAAAUUACAUUUAACUUUUCAUUUUGUUUAAGUUUUGUGUCGGUAAUAGAUUAAAAAAAUCUCUCUAUCUUUUUCAAUGUUCAAUUUGAAGCUUAUUAUGCGAAUAUCAUACGCAAAUAUAGGCAAUUGGUUGGAAUCUCUAUAUCUUUAUAUUCUUACAAAUUUUAAAUUUAUUGUUUCCUCUUCUGCAAGAAAAUCAAUUACCGAAGUAAUAGAUCAAUUGGUUGUAAUCAAAUAUAUUCUUAUAAUUAGUGUAAUUAUGGUUACAGUUACUAUAUUUAAUAGAUACAUUAAAGAUAUGACAUUGAAGAUAUUAUGUUUUGAUUAAUAAAAGAUAUUGGAUUUUGAGUUUGUAUUUAUUGAUUUGUUUUCUUAUAAAGCUUAGAAAAUCAAUAGGAUGAUUGGUUGGUUGAUAAAUCCUAUAAGGAAAACGAAAACUAUAGGUGGUUUGAAUAUUGUACAUCGAUCGAUGCAUGAUAUAAAUUGACUAUAUAAAACUUGAGCAUGAUCAUUUCAAACUAAAGUAUAGGAAGGUUAUAUGCAUUUGUUAUAUUGUACUUAAUAUAUUUUAAAUAUUACAUACGUCAAGUGAUUCACAUUUUCGUAAAAAUAAAAUUCAAGUUCAUUAUUGGGCCGUACUCAUCCGUAAUAAGCUACGUUAAAUGUGAUGUAUUUUUAGGUUCAUUUAAUGACAUUAAGUUUAAAUUUGAUUAAGAAAAACUCAUUAAUUUAACUGAAAAAGACAAACAUUAAAAUAUGUAGGUUCAUUUAAUGACAUUAAGUUUAAAUUUGAUUAAGAAAAACUCAUUAAUUUAACUG
Brassica rapa (field mustard) is the source of this 6333-nucleotide messenger RNA. RefSeq names its product putative zinc finger protein CONSTANS-LIKE 11. Gene Ontology annotation, cellular component: nucleus. Gene Ontology annotation, biological process: regulation of flower development. The record is from RefSeq and is a predicted model, not a curated record. Gene Ontology annotation, molecular function: protein binding; DNA-binding transcription factor activity. Lineage: Eukaryota; Viridiplantae; Streptophyta; Magnoliopsida; Brassicales; Brassicaceae.